Molecule: messenger RNA, 2006 nt
Organism: Cydia strobilella
Lineage: Eukaryota; Metazoa; Arthropoda; Insecta; Lepidoptera; Tortricidae
Product: UPF0184 protein AAEL002161
Exons: 2
Coding region: 79-342 (87 amino acids)
Source: RefSeq, a predicted model, not a curated record
AUACAUUAGUUACAUUACGUUGUACUGUUUUUAAAAAACAUAUAAAAAUAUUAUUUGCUAAUAUUUCUGUAAUACAAAAUGGCUGGUCAAGAGAACAAUAAGCCCAAUCAGGAUAAAGCUGAAGCUGAUAGUGAAAUUACGCCGAGCGAUGAAUACAACGAUGAUAAUAUUUGUGAAGAGUAUGAAAUGUUGGAUUCAAAACUGGAUGAGCUAAAUACGGCUCUUGAUUUUCUGGAACAAAAGAAUGAUGAUAUUCACAAAAAAUUGAAGGAACUUCUUCAGUCUAAUAUGGACAUUAGACAGCAACUGCAAAAUGAGAACUCCUUGUCUCCUGACAAGUAAAUAAAAAUAAAUGUGAAUAUUUAUGGGAUGUUAUAUUUAUAUUCAUUAUAUCUUAUAGUCCAUAUUUAAACAAUAUCAUAUAUUUGCAUUGUGAUUACAAACUGCAUUAGGAAUAUUAAACAUAUUAAUAACGGCCGCCACCGGCACCCGCGCCGAGUCAUCGGGCGCGGAGGGCUGCGGCCCACAGUCUGCGCCGGUCCGUCACCGUAGACGCAAGCUACAAGCUCCUGAUGACGCUCCUUGGUAAGGAGUGAAACAUGUCGAGCGUUUUCGACUUAAAAUACGUGAGUGACCUGUUAUUAAUAUGUUUAAUAUGUCUGAGUCUCACGGAAGUUUUGUUAUUAAAAUUGCAUUAGGAAUUCAAUAAAACUUCUUUUACACAUAUUAAGUGCUUUUUGAACUUUCACUCAGUAAUAGUUUUGUUAUUUCAUAAGUAAUAAUUUCAGAAAUAUUUGUGGAUAAUUUGCCAUAAAUAAAAUUAUUAAAUCAUUAUGUAAGAUCUAAUAGUAUAUUACAAAUUAUUGCUACAGGGCAUGUAAAGAAUACAUUUAUUGAUUGUUAGUGUUUGUGUGUGACAUGUUAUCACACGCAAAAUGUCCCAUGCAAGUGUGUAACACAAUCUUUAGUUUGUUUAUUGCUGGCGACACACAUUAAGUAGCUACUUUUGAAGUAUUUGUGUAUGAUGUUUAAUACCAAACUUACCAAAGCUGUGUGUUGCAGGCUAAGUCUGUUAAAUUAUUUCAAUCCAUUUAAGUAAUGUGAUAUCAUUAGAAGAGUAAUUUCAAGGACAGGACUGAUUUUUUUUAUUUUCAUACCCAAAGUGUAUGGGGUCUGUUGCUAUUCUAAUUAUACCUGUUGCAUUAAAUGAUGAUCCCUAUGACGGUUAUAGUUGGUCAAACCAAAUUGUCAGUAAAUAAGAACAAAAAAAAAACUAUACUCAUCCUUUUCUUUUGGGUGCUAGUACUGGUAUAAGACAAAGAUAGUAUGAUUCUCUCUAUAUUUGAAAUGAGACAGUCCUUUGACAAACUAUAAUUUUUUAUAUGUAGUAGCUAUCACAUAAAAUGUUUGAAGACAUGUUUUUGGAAGUUUAGAAACAUAACAUUUAAGUAAUAAAUAUAUGGUAUACAUAUUUCUUCAUUUUUUUUAAAGAAGCCCAGCAAAAUGGGAAUUGUAAGAACUGUCAUAGGGUUGAACAUUGGAGGUGACAUAAAAUACCAUUAUAUUCUCUAAUGGUAACAUAUUACUUCAAUCUCUCAAUCAAGAUGCUUACUGUGAUAGAAAUGUUACUUGUAUUAUAAUUAUUUAGGUAUUACUGACUUUUGAUUGUUGUUUUUCUAUUAACCUUUCAUAUGCGCUGUCAAAAAAUUUCUAUUUAAAUAGCAAUCUAGACAACUUCAUGUUUAAGUUAAAUAUAUAUGGAGCAGAUCUGCUCCUAAGCAUAAAUAAAUAAAUAUUAUAGGACAUUCUUACACAGAUUGACUAAGUCCCACAGUAAGCCCAAGGAGGCUUGUGUCAUGGGUACUCAGACAGCGAUAUAUAUAAUAUAUAAAUACUUAAAUACAUAGAAAACAACCAUGACUCAGGAACAAAUAUCUGUGCUCAUUACACAAAUAAAUGCCCUUACCGGGAUUCGAACCCAGGACCAUCGGCUUCACAGGCAGGGU